AAAAACAAUGGCACAUUCAGUGAGCCCUACUCUCCAAGUACUUCUCCUCAUUUCUCUUGCCUCAUCUUUAGCAAAGGGAGCUGUACAGUAUAAUGUAGUAAGUUAUGGUGCCAAACCUGAUGGCAAAACAGAUUCAACCAAAGCCUUUCUAGCAGCUUGGACACAAGCCUGUGCCUCCACAAAAUCAACCAUCGUAUAUGUUCCUAAAGGAAGGUUCUUUCUUCGUAAAGUGGCAUUCCAGGGUCCUUGCAAAAACAAUGCUAUUGUUUUGCGUAUAGAUGGUACCCUUGUGGCUCCUUCAGAUUACAAGGUCAUAGGCAGUUCUGGGAACUGGCUGAUCUUUGAACAUGUUCAAGGGGUUACGGUUUCUGGUGGGACUCUUGAUGGACAAGGUACUGGAUUGUGGUCUUGCAAGGCCUCUGGCAAGAGUUGCCCUGCCGGUGCAACGUCACUUGAAUUCACAAAUUCAAACAACGUUGUAAUAAGCGGAUUGACAUCACUGAAUAGCCAAAUGUUCCACAUUGUCAUCAAUGAAUGCCAAAACGUCAAAGUGCAAGGGGUGAAAAUCAUGGCCUCUGUUGAGAGCCCCAACACCGACGGAAUUCAUGUUCAAGCAUCAAGUGGUGUCACCAUUCUGAAUUCUAAGAUUAGUACAGGGGAUGAUUGUGUAUCAAUUGGCCCUGGCACCACUAAUACGUGGGUUCAAAAUGUUGCCUGUGGACCUGGCCAUGGAAUCAGCAUUGGAAGUUUAGGCAAGGACCUUCAAGAAAGUGGAGUCCAGAAUGUGACAGUCACAGGAGCUACAUUUACUGGAACUGACAAUGGAGUGAGAAUCAAGACCUGGGGUAGACCCAGCAACGGUUUCGCCAGGAACAUUGUUUUCCAACAUCUUGUCAUGAAUAACGUUCAAAAUCCUAUUAUUAUUGAUCAAAAUUACUGUCCUGAUAACAACAAUUGCCCUGGCCAGGUUUCUGGGGUAAAAAUUAGUGGCGUGACCUAUCUAGAUAUCCAUGGAUCAUCAGCAACAGAAAUUGCAGUGAAAUUUGAUUGCAGUAAGAUGUAUCCAUGUACUGGGAUCAAAUUAGAGGGUAUAAAUCUCACUUACAAGAACCAACCAGCUGAAGCAUCAUGCAACAAUGCUGGAGGAGCCUGUCUGUAGAGGGGGAAACUAGCAAAAUAGUCAUGUGUUAAUCUUCAUAGGAAUAUAGAAAUUAUAUAUGAGGUGCGAUGUGCAAGUUAAUAAUGUUGGUCUAAGUGGAGUAGCUAAUUGACGUGAAUGUCAUUAAUUGCUUGGGCCAGUGGCAUUUCCACAGCAUGUAAUUGCUUGGAGCCCGGCUUUGCAAUUAUAUGGGAUAGUAAGAAGUUUCUCCCAGCAUUUUUUUUUCACUUUCUUUGUCAUGUAUGUUCAUAAGAAAAUAUAUAUACAUAUAUAGUGAAUUUGCUUAUAACUAUUAAAUCACUGAAUUUAUGAUCAG
This is a messenger RNA of Hevea brasiliensis (rubber tree), 1475 nucleotides long. RefSeq names its product polygalacturonase-like. The record is from RefSeq and is a predicted model, not a curated record. Lineage: Eukaryota; Viridiplantae; Streptophyta; Magnoliopsida; Malpighiales; Euphorbiaceae. Bases 8 to 1159 code for a protein of 383 amino acids. Gene Ontology annotation, biological process: carbohydrate metabolic process. The transcript has 4 exons. Gene Ontology annotation, molecular function: polygalacturonase activity.